Molecule: messenger RNA, 1666 nt
Organism: Pseudophryne corroboree (corroboree frog)
Lineage: Eukaryota; Metazoa; Chordata; Amphibia; Anura; Myobatrachidae
Gene: ARRDC1
Product: arrestin domain containing 1
Exons: 8
Coding region: 39-1238 (399 amino acids)
Biological process (GO): protein transport
Cellular component (GO): cytoplasm
Molecular function (GO): ubiquitin-like ligase-substrate adaptor activity; ubiquitin protein ligase binding
Source: RefSeq, a predicted model, not a curated record
UACUGGAUGAGGAGCGUAAGACGUGUAACCUAUAGUAGAUGGCGUUCUGCAGUAUUACCAUCUCCUCCACCACGAGUGGAACAGCCAUCAAGGUGAACUGCGUGGGGUCGUGUGGGGUGUCCAACAAGGUCAACGAGACGUCAUGGAACGUGGAAGAGCAGUACUUCAACGGAACGUUCUCACUGGCCGACAAAGGAACGCUCCAGCCCGGAGAACACACCUUCCCCUUCCAGUUUCUGCUGCCAGCGUCCUCACCAACCUCUUUCGAGGGGCCGUUUGGCAAGGUGAUGCAUCAAGUUAAGGCGGUCAUAGAAACACGGAAACUCUCCAAGGACUACAAAAGCAGUAAACCCUUCUACAUCUUGAGACCCCUGGACCUGAAUGAAAUACCCGACAUAGAGCAACUCAGCUGUGCGUCCGCCACGAAGAAGUUCAACUACAAGCUGGUGAAAUCUGGUCAGCUGCUGCUAAGUGUGACCUCUGACCUGAGGGGUUACGUGGUGGGACAGGCAAUCAAAAUCCACACCGAGGUAGAGAACAAGUCAGGCCGGGAUACGGGAACGAUCAUGGCGUGUCUUAUCCAGAAAGUCGCGUACCGGUCAAAACGUUGCAUCUAUGACCUGCGGACCAUCGCGGAGGUGGAAGGGGCCCCGGUUAAGGCCUGGAAACACGCGGUCUGGGACGAGCAGAUCCUAGUGCCUGCCCUCCCCCAGUCCAUUCUGCAAGGCUGCAACCUCAUCCAAAUAGACUAUUACCUCCAGGUUACCGUUAAAAACCCGGAGCUGUCCGUCACAUUACCAAUCUACGUUGGAAAUAUACCAGUGAGCCAGGCACGCCUGAGCCUAAGACAUUCUAUAUCACAUGCCCCAGCCCCUGUUGUUCCCACCGCGCCCCCUGCUGACAAUGAACAGUGUAGCAGCAGCCAGUCUAUGGACAAUGUCUCUAUACCCACCAAGUGCCACUCGCAGCAGCAGUCAAACGCCCCGUUCUGCUACGCCCCCGAGCUCAAUUUCCUGGACUCACAGGACGCAGAAACGCUGGGCUCUCCCUCCCGCCCUGCUCUCUGCCUGUCUACGGGGGCCACCGUCCCUUACUAUGCCGACGGAGCAGUUGUUCCAGUACCCACGGCCAGCACGCUAAUCUUACCCCCAGAAUACAGCACGUGGGGGUAUCCUUAUGACGCUCCUCCGUCGUACGAACAGAGCUGCAACGAGGCCACAGUCAGCAAUGGCAACUGAAUGCUCCGCCCCCAGCGACUUCGGAUUAAGAACAGUCCGCCAUUAGGCCGGCUGCUCCGUGGACCGUUUUAUUUUCAUGGCGGGAGGUUUUUUUAUUUUAUUUUUUCCUUAUUUUUGCUAUUUUAGGUAACUGGAAAUCCUUACCCGAGCAAUUUUUAAUUUAAUUUCAAGUUUUUAUAAACUGGGGCGGCGCUGCAGCUGGAUCCUAUUUCGGCAGAGACCCCCGGACCUCUUGUACAUUUGUAGAAGACUUUAAGUUAUAGUAUUUUAAGCACCUGUGAUGCCUUAUUAAAACUGAACUUUUAAAAUAUAUGUAAAUAUACAAAUAUAUACAAAUACCAGAUUGCAAGUAUGUGCUACGAAAUGGUUUUAUUUUAUUAUUUCCCUUUGAACUUCUUAAGUGAAUGCUGAUUAAACACUGAGCUGAC